Molecule: messenger RNA, 2958 nt
Organism: Nerophis lumbriciformis (worm pipefish)
Lineage: Eukaryota; Metazoa; Chordata; Actinopteri; Syngnathiformes; Syngnathidae
Source: RefSeq, a predicted model, not a curated record
AAGCUAAAAUAUACGAAGCAGAGAUCCAGAAGCUUAUAGAUGGUGGGUGUGUCACAAAGCUCCAGGAGGGAGAGGGAAACCGCUCCACUUCUCCCAGGUCCAACCCUCGGCCCAUCUCUCAUCGGGGUCCUCCUGCGGUUCCGCCAGCACGCUGUCGCCAUCAGUGGAGAUAUCCGAGCCAUGUUCCACCAAGUUCGGCUUCUACCGGAGGACCAGCCGUUGCUGAGGUUUGUUUGGAGAAACCUGCAAAGGCAGAAACAGCCUGACGUAUACCAAUGGCAGGUGUUGCCAUUUGGUACCACGAGCAGCCCGUGUUGUGCAACAUUUGCUCUGCAAAAACAUGUUAAAGAAUGUGCUGCAGGAAAUGAAGACGUCCUGCAGUCCAUCGAACAGUCUUUCUACGUGGACAACUGUCUGCAGAGCCUGUCAACGACUGAGUCAGCCAAGCUCCUGGUGGACAAGAUGCGACAAUGUCUGGCCUCAGGAGGAUUUGAGAUUCGACAGUGGGCAAGUAACUUCUCAUGUGUUGUCUCCCACUUGCCUUCCAGUGCCCAAUCUGAAAGUACAGAGCUGUGGCUGGCCGAGAAGAGCAACGAUCCACAGGAGCCGGCCCUUGGUCUGCGGUGGUAUUGUCCAUCUGAUCGGCUCGGUUUCAAGCCAAAGCCUCCAGAGAGUGAGACCCCUACUAUGCGGUACAUCUAUAAGGUACUCGCCCGCCAGUAUGAUCCGAUCGGGAUCAUUAUCCCGUACACUACACGGGCCAAGAUUCUUGUCCAGAGACUGUGGGCAAAGAAGAGGAGCUGGGACGACCCGAAUCUCCCUCCUGACAUCCUCCAGGCCUGGUCCAGCUGGGAGAGAGAACUCCCCGAGCUGGCCAACAUCUCCCUCCCUCGAACCUAUGCACCAUUGGAGCUUGCUACUGACACCACAGAGUACACUCUCCACGUCUUCUGUGACUCCUCUGAGCAAGCCUACGGGUCAGUGGCAUAUCUCACCACAAGAACUAAUGACACUGUCUAUGUCUCAUUUGUGAUGGCAAGGUCUAGAGUGGCCCCAAAACGCCAGCAGUCAAUGCCACGGUUGGAGCUCUGUGCCGCGCUGACAGGAGCCCAGCUGUCCUCCCUCCUUCACAAAGAGCUCACCUUGUGUAUUGCCCAGACCUUCUUAUGGACUGACUCCACAACAGUUCUCACCUGGCUGACAUCUCAGUCGUGCAGGUUCAAGGUUUUUGUGGGAACAAGGGUUUCUGAGAUCCAGGAGCUGACUGCCUCACACACCUGGAGGUAUGUGGAUACAGCUAACAAUCCGGCCGACGAUCUCACCCGUGGCAAGACGUUAGCUGAGCUGGCUGCGCCAAAUCGUUGGAUCCAGGGACCAGCAUUCCUUCGCCGUCCACCGGAUGAAUGGCCAUCAUGUCCUAGCAUCACAGAGCCAGAGGACCGUGGUGAGUUAAAACACAGUGUUUUUUGUGCUCUCACACAGACCAGCCCACCACCCAAGAUACCAGAUCUCACCCGAUUCAGCAGCUGGAGAGAGUUGGUCAAGGCUACGCAACAGUCUCUUCAUGGGGCGGCAGCUGACCCUGCUUCACCUCUGUGUGACCUAAGAGAUGCUGAAGUCCACCUGCUCAAAACCAGCCAAGCAGACGGCUUCUCUGAAGAAAUCAGAUGCCUCAGAGCCGGCAAGCCUGUACCACCCAGCAGCAGGCUGAGUACGCUCGCCCCAGAAUUAGACCCUACAUUGGGUCUUAUACGGGUUGGAGGACGCCUGCGCCGUUUAGACAGCUCUAGCCCCACUGACAUUCACCCAAUACUGUUGGAUCCCCGUCAUGCAGUCACCACACUCCUCAUUAAAGAGAUGGAUGCUCAGCUACACCACCCUGGACCUGAUAGGGUGUUUGCAGAGAUGAGGCGCUACUACUGGGUUCUGCGAGGAAGGCAGGCUAUCAAGAAGUAUCAGAGAGCUUGCACUGGUUGCAUGAAGUGGAGAGGGAAGCCAGUGGUGCCUAGGAUGGCAGACCUGCCCUCAGCCCGUCUGCGGCUGCUCAAACCUCCAUUCUUCUCAACAGGCGUGGACUGCUUUGGGCCGUACAUGGUCAAGGCUGGGAGGCGAAGUGAAAAGCGCUGGGGGAUCAUUUUCAAAUGUCUCACGACGAGAUGUAUACAUCUGGAUCUACUCACCAGCCUCGACACAGAUGCUUUCCUCCUCGCACUGAGACGGUUCAUCGCACGGAGAGGCACUCCCUUUGAGGUCCUCUCUGACCAAGGGACUAACUUCCGAGGGGGAGAUAAGGAGCUGAAGGAGGCAUUUGCAGCAAUGGAUUCACAGUUGCAGGAGAGGCUUGCAGAAAAACAGAUUAAGUUUCGUCUUAACCCGCCAGCAUCUCCCCACUUUGGUGGUGUCUGGGAGCGUGAGAUCCAAUCAGUCAAGAAAUCCCUACAAGUGGUCAUAGGUGCACAAGUGCUCCAAGCAGAGGUUCUGCUCACACUCCUCAUCGAAGUGGAAGGCAUCCUCAAUGCCAAGCCUUUAGGAUACGUAUCCUCGGAUGUGGCUGAUCCAGACCCAGUGACGCCCAGCAUGUUGUUGAUGGGGCGGCAGGAUGCCUCUCUUCCACAAGUUACCUAUGCCCCUGACACCCUCACCAGGAGGCGCUGGCGUCAUUGCCAGAUGAUGGCCGACCACUUCUGGACACAGUUUAUCAGGAACUACUUGCCCUCUCUUCAAACCCGCCAGAGAUGGCGCCAACACACAGAUCAUCUCCCCCUGGACACAGUUGUGAUGAUUGUUGAUCCUCAGCUUCCACGUGCUCACUGGCCAAUGGGGAGGGUGGUAAAGUUGAAUGCAAGUGAUGAUGGAUGUAUACGGACUGCUGAAGUCAAAGUUGGCAAGAAGACUUACCUGAGACCAGUUGCUCGGCUGGUCCAGCUGUCAGCUCUUCCUGAAGAUAAUCCUGGUUAA